UCCCUCAACUCUAACUCUUUGCCUUCCAUCUUCUUCCCUUCCUUUUUCUCAGGCUUCAAUGACUUGCUGACCUCUCAAGUUACCUUCCCUGCAAAGCUUCGUUUCUGUUUCUUUGACCUCAAAAUGGCGGUGGAUCUGAUGAGUUUUCCGAAGAUGGAUGAUCAGAUGGCGGUACAAGAGGCUGCAUCGCAAGGCUUGAAGGGCAUGGAGCACCUGAUCCGUCUCCUUUCUCACCAGUCCAGCAACGUCGACUGCACCGACCUCGCCGAUCUCACCGUCUCUAAAUUCAAAAAGGUCAUCUCACUUCUCAACAGAACCGGUCACGCCCGGUUCAGACGCGGGCCGAUUCAACCCCUUUCUUCCUCGUCUUCCCCCUCGACAUCAUCCUCUGCUUCUCUGUCUGUUCCGAAUUCUCAAAACAAUCUAACUCUAACUUCUGCUGCGAUCUCAACGCCGGCGACCAUAAAUACGGCGGUGGUCGGUACUUCGGUUAUCAGUGCUUCUAGCUUCGUUCAAUCGCAGCCGCAGAGUUUGACUCUGGACUUCACAAAACCUAAUUUGUUUGGCUCCAACGGUAAAAGUACCGAGUUGGAGUUCACAAAAGAAAGCUUUAGCGUUUCCUCUAACUCUUCGUUUAUGUCUUCUGCCAUCACCGGAGACGGCAGCGUCUCGAACGGGAAGCAGGGAUCAUCUCUAUUCUUGGCGCCGGCGCUGGCCGUUUCGACGGGAAAGCCGCCGCUAUCGUCGACACCGUUCAAGAAGAGAUGCCAUGAACAUGACCACUCCGAUAACGUUUCCGGCAAGAGAUCUGGCUCCGGCAACAGCAAGUGCCAUUGCUCAAAGCGAAGGAAAAAUAGGGUGAAGAAAGUAAUAAGGGUUCCUGCCAUAAGUUCGAAGAUCGCCGAUAUUCCACCAGACGAGUAUUCAUGGAGGAAAUACGGGCAAAAGCCAAUCAAAGGCUCCCCAUUCCCGCGAGGAUAUUAUAAGUGCAGUAGCGUUAGAGGGUGCCCCGCUAGGAAACACGUGGAGCGAGCCCCCGAUGAUCCGUCAAUGUUGAUUGUAACGUACGAAGGGGAGCACCGACACACUCAACCCGCAAUGCAGGAGAAUAUGGCUCCUGCCGUGGGAAUGGACUGGACUUCGAGUCAACGUGAUAAUAAGCAAAUAUUAAUCUAAGUUAAUUUAUACAUAAAAAAAGAGUUUAGUGGUGUUUUGUAAUAUUUUGGAGUAGGUUGGGGCAAUUGGAUGUAAAUAGGUAUUGUACUAAUUGUAAUGCCAAAUUAAAAAGUAGACUGACAAAGUCGUUGAGAUUAUGCUUAAAGCAAAAGUUCUUUC
Gossypium raimondii (Peruvian cotton) is the source of this 1335-nucleotide messenger RNA. RefSeq names its product probable WRKY transcription factor 17. Gene Ontology annotation, molecular function: DNA-binding transcription factor activity; sequence-specific DNA binding. Lineage: Eukaryota; Viridiplantae; Streptophyta; Magnoliopsida; Malvales; Malvaceae. Gene Ontology annotation, biological process: regulation of DNA-templated transcription. Bases 124 to 1176 code for a protein of 350 amino acids. The transcript is spliced from 3 exons. The record is from RefSeq and is a predicted model, not a curated record.